UCAUUCAAUAUUUCGCGGGAAAUCUAAUGUGUUGGAGGUGAACAGCUGUGUUUUAGCGGGGAAACAGUUUUAUUGAAAUCACUGAGAAAAUGCUUCAGGUCUUGGGAACAAAACUCGGAUUAACAAGUGUUUCAGUCCUCAAACAUGCUAAUGAAAUCUGUCGCAAGAUGGAAAGUGGUCCAAAUGUAAUUUCUUUGUCAUUUCUUCGAUUAAGCCAGUCCUGUAAAUGUGUCAUAGCUUUGGAUCUGGCAGCCAACAAAUUUGGAUGUCAUCUUAAAGAAUCGGACAAGUCGAUGGCCAUAAAACUGUCAGGCUUGAAUAAAAAAGCAUAUUUAAAUUCUUUCAAAACUGUUGAAAGUUUGUUGGGAGAACAACAAAAAUCCUCCAUUCGAGAACUUUGUGUACAGUUUGGGUGUACGGAUAUCGCUGAUGUGGCCCAGGAAACACUCAACAGGUACCAGUCAGCUAUGGUAAAGAAUGGAUGUGCUGAUAUUGACUUCAAAUCAACCCUUUUCUUGGCUGCUGCAGUUGAAGCUGCUUGUCUAAAAUAUAAAUAUAAAAUUGACCGACUGAAAUUGCGAGAGACUUGCAGUGUGAAGAAAGCUGUUUUUCUCCGACUUGUUGAACAACUUGUAAAAUAUGCAGAGGAGAUAAAAAGUGAAGAAAAAGUAGUUGUACAGAAGAAACAUCGUAAUUUUAUUGAAGAAAUUGAUGCAAAAUCCAGAGAAUUUGAACCAACUUCUAAGAAAGCAUUGAUUGAGACUGAAGAACCAGCUCUUAAUUAUGAAGAAUGGAAGCGAAAAAUUUUAGCAACAGCAACAAGAGCAGAAAGUGAGAACUGAAUGAAUCAUCAGCAUCAUUUAACAUCUACAUUCCAUGGAUGUCUUUAAUGUUGUUUUAAUUUUUCUUCUUGUCAUAUCAGCACAUUCCACAUUCUUUGAACUCUCCACUGCAGAUCCAUUUGUUUUCUUGAGAACAACCAUAGGACUCACUUGGUGGCGGAUAGGACUUGUAACCUUAACAAUGUCUGUUCAUCAUCAUCAUCUAAUGUCCAUAUGAUGCUGUUAUAUGAUUCAAGACUAUGAGUCUCUGAAGUAUCAGAUAUCUGAAUCACUGUUUCAAAAGGAUUUGUUGCAGCCAAACUGGGGACUAGCAGAUGGUGCCACCUCUGGAGCUCUCUGUGUCACUCCUUGUAUCCUAACAAAUUUUUGAAGAGUUGUCAUGACUGGAACCAACUCUGCUUUAAGGAACAUUGAUGGCGCUGGUUUCCAUGGUUACAAUUCUUGCUUCUGGAAAUAGUUAUCUUUCAGGCUUUACAUCUGAUCCUUGUGGAAGAAGUUUUGUAAAAUCUGUGUCAAAAUUUCUUUGAUAUCACAGAACUCACAAAGGCAGUGAAUGCAUUUUUUCUCAGCAACAAAGUGGAGGUGCAUGGCCUAAUGGUCAAGGAAUUGGGUUUAUGAUCAUAAGCUCAGAUUUGAUUGAUUCUUGGAGCAGGUGAUAUGACGUGUCCUUGGGUAAGGCACUUCCUUUAAUUGACUGGAAUUGUGUAUCAGUUUUGGGCUAAGUUGGUUCUCUCCCUUUUAGAUGUCAUAUCUUUAGUGUUCCACUGGAUGAAGGAUGGAAGAGCCAAUAAAGUGUCUGUCUGUAUCUGCUUGUGACUAUACAGGCACCUUAACCAAUUAGUGAAAGCAUGGUACAUACUACCAAGCCAUACUUGUUUGUGAGAGUGAUGGCUAUGAUUAUAUAUUUUUUUGUUAGCCUUUUUCAUUUGAGUCUUGUUAAAGAAAAAAAAAUUACCAAAACCCAAAACUUGCUUUGCUUCACUGAAGAGAUAAGAAAUCAUGUCUGCAGUUGUUGUCCUCCAUAUCAGCAUUGUCUCCCUAUCCUUGAUAACAAUUCUUUGUCAUACAGCAGAUACAAAGAACACACACACACACACACCCAUAGAGUAUGAGUUGAUGAUCAUUUUCAUAUUACUUUUCCCCUGUAUUCUAAUUUUGUACAUUAAAUUUUGUUGGAAAUAAAAAUGUUUUACUGUU
Molecule: messenger RNA, 2039 nt
Organism: Octopus bimaculoides (California two-spot octopus)
Lineage: Eukaryota; Metazoa; Mollusca; Cephalopoda; Octopoda; Octopodidae
Product: origin recognition complex subunit 6
Biological process (GO): DNA replication initiation; DNA replication
Cellular component (GO): nuclear origin of replication recognition complex
Molecular function (GO): DNA binding
Source: RefSeq, a predicted model, not a curated record